Ficedula albicollis (Collared flycatcher) is the source of this 845-nucleotide messenger RNA. It is a transcript of the gene MRPL41, whose product is annotated as mitochondrial ribosomal protein L41. Gene Ontology annotation, cellular component: mitochondrial large ribosomal subunit. Lineage: Eukaryota; Metazoa; Chordata; Aves; Passeriformes; Muscicapidae. The transcript has a single exon. Bases 183 to 590 code for a protein of 135 amino acids. Gene Ontology annotation, molecular function: structural constituent of ribosome. Gene Ontology annotation, biological process: translation. The record is from RefSeq and is a predicted model, not a curated record.
CGCGGCUCGGGGAGCCCUCGGUGCUCGCAGGGACCGACUCCGCCUCCGCUGACCCCCCCCCGGGUGCUGUCCGGCACUCGCUCCGCUAAUUCCUUGCUGCCUGCGGGGACCGGCCGGGUCUCUGUGAGCUCCCGGCUGCACCCAAGGAGCGGCCCGGCCCCGCUGAGCUCUCGGUGCCCGGCAUGGGGCUGCUGACCCAGCUCGUCCGCGGGCUGGUGCGCGGCGCCGACCGCAUGUCGCCGUUCACCAGCAAGCGCGGCCCCCGGAGCCACAACAAGGGCCGCGGUGCCAAGAAGCUGGGCGUGCUCACCCGCAACAAGAAGUUCCUCCUCGUCAAGGAGAUGGUGCCCGAGUUCGUCGUGCCCGACCUGACGGGUUUCAAGCUGCGGCCCUACGUGUCGUACCGCGCCCCCGAGGGCUCCGAGCCGCCCGUGACGGCCAAGCAGCUCUUCGACGAGCUGGUGGCUCCGCGCAUCGAGAAGGACGUGAAGGACGGCACAUUCGACCCCAACAACCUGCAGAAGUACGGCUUCGAGCCCACGCAGGAGGGCAAGCUCUUCCAGCUCUUCCCCAAGAACUACGUGCGGUAGGGAGCGGGCAGUGACACCGCCGGCCAGCACAGGACAUUAAAGCAAAUCCUUCUACCUUGUUCUUCUGUAAUAUCUGAUUGAAAUCCUGGGGGAAAUCUGUGGUUUGAUUUCCCAUCCAUGACUGGUUAUUCCUCUGGGAGACAGUUGUGCCUGGUGAGCAGAGCCCUCUCUGGGGGUUCUGAGGGUGAGGGGGUUCAUGACGUUUCUAAAUACAAAGUACUGCAAAGUUUAAGAAUUAAACUUUAAAAAUUAAAU